AUGUCACCCGAAAAUCCUAUAAUUAUUGUUGGUGGUGGAUUAGCAGGUCUCUCUGCUGCGCACCAAUGCUACCUUCGUGGUGCUAAUGUGAUUCUUUUAGACAAACAAGGAUUUCUUUCUGGAAAUAGUGGUAAGGCUACGUCUGGUAUUAACGGUGCUUUAACUAGAACGCAAAUUGAUUUGAAUAUCGAAGAUCUGGUAAAGCAAUUCUAUGAGGACACUUUGAAGACUGCGAAAGAUAGAGCAAACCCGGAUUUGAUUAAGGUGUUAACUUAUAACUCUGCAGAUGCUGUACAUUGGUUGCAAGAAGUAUUUGCAUUGGACUUGUCGGUUGUUUCCAGGUUAGGAGGACACUCGCAGCCUAGAACGCACAGAGGUAAGGAUGCCAAGUUCCCGGGCAUGGCCAUUACCUAUGCUUUACUUGAAAAGUUGGAGAACUUGGCUGAUCUGGAACCUCAUAGAAUUCAAAUCUUGAAAAAAUGCCAAGUUAUCGAUCUAAUUAAGCAAGAUGAUUUUAACAUAUUAGGAGUAAAGUACAAAAAUUUGGUGGACAAGACAAAACAUGAAUUGAAUGGUCCAGUUAUCAUGGCCACUGGUGGUUAUGCAGCUGAUUUUACUAAGAACUCUCUCUUGAGGAAGUAUAGGCCAGACAUUAUUGAUCUUCCUUCAACAAAUGGGAAUCAUGCCACUGGUGAUGGACAAAAGAUUAUAAUGAAAAAUAGUGGUGUUGGUAUCGAUUUGGAUAAGGUGCAAGUACACCCAACCGGACUCAUCAAUCUUGACGAUAGUGAUGUCAUUCUGGGCAAGCUGUCUCCCAGAUUCUUGUUCUUAGGUGCUGAAGCAUUAAGAGGUGAAGGUGGUAUAAUGCUCAACAAAAAGGGAGAAAGAUUCUGUGAUGAAUUGGGUACUAGAGACUAUGUCAGUGGAAAAAUGGAAGAACAGCUUAAACAAGGCAAUGGCCCUAUUCGUUUGAUCUUGAAUUCUAAGGCAGAAUCUAAACUAGACUUCCAUAUCAAGCAUUACAGUCAGAGAAAUUUAAUGAAAAAGAUUACGGGAGAUGAACUAGUUAAGGAAUUUGGUGAGAAUGGUAAAGACAUUGUUACAAAGACUCUCGAUUCGUACAAUAAGGCAGCUGCUGAUUCUGAGAUUUCUGAUGCCUACGGUAAGCAAUUUUUCCCAGCUACACCUUUUGAACUUAAAGCCAAUGAUAAUUAUUACAUGUCGUUCAUCACUAGAGUGCUUCAUUUUACCAUGGGUGGGAUCAAAAUUAAUGAUAAGUCAGAGGUUUUGUACCAAGUGAGUGACAAGAACGAGUUCAAAUCAUUUGAGGGCUUGUAUGCUUGUGGAGAAGUUGCCGGUGGUGUUCAUGGACACAACAGACUAGGAGGAUCUUCCCUUCUUGCCUGUGUGGUUUAUGGAAGAGUGGCUGCUGACUCAGCGACCAAGCAUGUUCUAGAGAAGUUGUCCCAAAAUUCCAAUGCAAUCAAUAGACUCAAGCAGAUAAGCGUUCAUAUUGAAGGAAACGAUAGGGUAGUGAUUCAAUUGGGUGGGGAAAAGAGUUCGUCUUCAAAUGACCAGUCGCAAUCUACUUCCCCUCCUCCUUCGUCUACGGAACCACCAAAGAAGAAUUCGAACCCAUAUCAACAAUUUGAAAUUCCGGCUAAGGAAUUCACUGCUGAGGAAGUUGCUAAGCACAACUCACCUACUGAUUGUUGGUGCAUUGUUAAGAAUGUCGUUCUUGAUCUCACUUCAUUUUUAAAGGACCAUCCAGGUGGAGAAUCAUCUAUUCUUAACUUUGCUGGUAAAGAUGCUACUGAGAGUUUCGAUAUGCUACACGAGGACAAUGUCAUUGUUAGAUAUGCAAAAGAGUGUGUUUUAGGUAGAUUGAAAGGUAAGACUCCAGGUUUGCAGUUAUAA
Messenger RNA from Dujonia railenensis, 1917 nucleotides. Lineage: Eukaryota; Fungi; Ascomycota; Pichiomycetes; Serinales; Debaryomycetaceae. The record is from the annotation of a GenBank genome assembly.